AUGACCCGAUUUUCCAUUCGCAGGUUUCUUCUUCUCUCUCUCGCUGUGAGCAUCUUUUUAUUCGUUCUUGGGCAGGCCUACAAGUAUUAUCGAUUUCAGUUUUCCCCAGAUAAAGCGGCUGUGGAGUUUCUAAGCGCAGAACUUGCACCUGUAUUUUUAACUGAGAAGACCAAAGCCGCUCUGGCCGAGAAUCUCCCCCUUCGGACACGCGGACGAGAUGUGAUCGAUGCUAUGGGCCAGCGGUUCAAGCUCGCAUCUAUCAAUUGGUAUGGGGCUAGCGAUGAAACCUUCAUCUCGGGAGGACUCGAUAUACAACACCGCUCCGAGAUAGCUGAGGUGAUCCGCGAUCUAGGUUUCAACAGCGUCCGGCUUCCCUACUCGGAUGAAAUGGUCAAUGAGAAUCCACUCAUCCCCUCGGCCUUGUUAGCAGCCAAUGCGGAUCUCGUGGGUUCGCGUGCCCUGGACGUGUACGUGGCCGUGGUGAACAGUCUGACGGAUGCCGGUCUGGCGGUGAUCGUGAACGACCAUAUCAGCCAGGCACGCUGGUGCUGUGGUCUUAACCUUUGUGAUACCGCCUGGCACAAUGAUUAUCUCGGCCCAUUUUGCAGAGUCAAGCAGACGGAGGACCAGUGGAUCCAGAACUGGGAAACGAUCAUGGCUCCCUAUGUGAAUAACUCACUUGUCAUCGGUGCUGAUCUGCGCAAUGAGGUGCGGGGGCCCUGGGGCACGAUGCCUUGGGGUCGCUGGGCGGCAGCGGCAGAACGAGCAGGCAACAGAUUGCUUCGUAUGAACCCAGACUGGCUUAUUAUCGUUGAAGGGGUAUCUUCUGCCAAUGACUUGUCCGGUGUACGGACCCGUCCUGUUGUUCUGGAUAUCGAUGACCGCGUGCUAUAUUCCGCGCAUGUGUAUAGCUGGUCUGGAUGGGGUAGCCUUGCUGGGAAAUAUUCAACACGGCCUUACACGUCAUUUGUCAAGUCAAUGCAGGAAAACUGGGCGUACCUCAUCGAGGAAGAAAUAGCCCCGGUGUGGGUUGGGGAGUUUGGCGCGCCGCGUCGGGCAGGCCAGGAGACGCGACAUUACUGGGACAAUUUGCUCAAGUAUCUCCAGGUGAUUGAUGCCGAUUUUGCAUAUUGGGCCAUUAAUCCACGCAAGCCGCACAAGAACACGACAGAGACGUAUUCUCUGGUUCGAGAUGAUUGGAAGACUCCUGUGUUUGAUUACCGGAUGAAAGAUAUGAAGCAGUUGAUGGGGAUAUAA
Messenger RNA from Venustampulla echinocandica, 1257 nucleotides. Its product is annotated as Glycoside hydrolase family 5 protein. Gene Ontology annotation, molecular function: hydrolase activity, hydrolyzing O-glycosyl compounds. Lineage: Eukaryota; Fungi; Ascomycota; Leotiomycetes; Helotiales; Pleuroascaceae. The coding region runs from base 1 to 1257 and encodes 418 amino acids. The record is from RefSeq and is a predicted model, not a curated record. The transcript has a single exon.